Messenger RNA from Guyanagaster necrorhizus, 486 nucleotides. RefSeq lists its product as uncharacterized. Lineage: Eukaryota; Fungi; Basidiomycota; Agaricomycetes; Agaricales; Physalacriaceae. Bases 1 to 486 code for a protein of 161 amino acids. The record is from RefSeq and is a predicted model, not a curated record. The transcript has 3 exons.
AUGGAUGCAACGGAUGCAAUACUGCACUUGGAUGCAGUGGCGCGUUCCAUACCAAAGCCUGUGUUCCCACCCGAUGCUCUAAAUUCUCAGAUAAUCCCAAAUAUCAAGGUCCUCCAACAGCAGAUAUCGGUUUACGAUGCCUUGCUAGAUCGUAUCGAUCAAGUCAGAUCGAAGAUGCAAAGCCGUCGCGAUGCAGUUUACAAGUCCAUGGUAGCGUAUUCCUCGACACUAGCUCCCAUUCGACAUCUCACCAAUGACGUUUUUCGUGCUGUGUUUCGUGAGAUACAGAUCUCUCUGUGGUGGAACAAGGAGGACCGUGACCAGAUGCUAGAUUUUUCACAAGCUUCAUGGACACUCAGCCAUUCCUUCAUUUUCAAUGGUUCCAUGGACCAAUGGACACUGCACCCUGUUCCGAUUGGGGCUUUGUAUGUCACGAAAUCGACGGUCAACGUCGCGCGUCUCGGAAACAGGGAAAGGCAAGCAUGA